UUUGUUUAUAGUCGUCUGUAGGCAACAGCUGCCUAUACAAGCACGCGUUAUUACACACUCGUCAAUAGCGAUUUUAUGAAAAAAAACUACUAUCGCAGAUGUUAAUUUUCAAAUCGGUUAAAUUUAUCGAAGCAAAAUAAUACAAGAAUGAAUACAACGAAAGUAGCUUUUUACUCUUUCACGCUGCUUAGCGAAGCCAGUCUGUUGGCUUACUUGCUCUGGAAACAGUGGAGAAGAACCGGACACCCAUUGCCAUCGCUGCACGCCGCCAAAGAGAUAUAUCUGAAAUGGAAGCGACACAGGGACGAGAAAAACGAAAUGAAGAACUGGAGGUGGCACAAAGUGGGCGAAGUCGACAAUUUGAUCGUUUAUCCGGUCAGAAGCAUGCGCGGAAUAAGACUCGAUAGCGCUUACUGCCAUCGCAGGGGACUCUGCCACGACGAGUGGCUGAGAGACAGAUACUUCGCGGUCGUCGAUCUCAGCGGAUAUUACGUCGAUCCCGACAAGGAUCGUAAAAUAAGGAAUAUUCAACCGUGCAUGAUGGAAUCCAUACUGGUUCUAACGUACACCCAUCGUGACGGUUUUAUGAUGGAUUUGAGCAAGUUGAAAGAGGGUCCAUUCGAAUUAAGAAUAUUGGCCGACGGUACGCUCGCCCGUGAUUGCGGUGACGAAGUUGCCCAGUGGUUGUCCCGGUAUCUUCGUGGGAUGGAUACCAGCUUCAGAUUAGUCACUUGGCCGUCGGACGAUAUAGAGAGGAGAAUUUGGAAAAAAUUCAGUAUUUUCAAUAGAUACACGAUAAAGGAUACCGGUGCAUUCGGCGACGGCACGAGCUACACGCUGGAAAAUAAAGCCUCGGUCGACGAUCUGAAUACGCUCCUCUUCGCGCCCGUGAACGUGUCGCAAUUGAUGCCCAAUAUCGUGGUCUCCGGUCCCAAAGCCUACGAAGAGGACAGCUGGGAAACUGUUCGAAUCGGCGAAUGCAUCUUUCAAAACGUGAUGCCGUGCGGUCGGGACCACGACAUGGGCCCUCACACUGAAUCGGGCCGAAAAAAAGAGUUAGAGCUACGCAGUAUAAUGAGACGAUAUCGAUUCUUCCUCAAUCACGAGGUCGAGAAUGCGUUCAGAGGUUUUCCGAGUAUCGGUAUACACUUGGGGCUGCGUUAUUCAGGCGGUCCCAUACGAAAGGGAGAUCCGGUUUACGUCAGAUCCGACAAGAAGCUGACGGGUCCCAUGAUAAAAACUAACGAGAAGUUCCGAAAUUUGAUGUAAAGGGAUCGGAGAAAUACGAGACUCGACAAGAAUUGUAAAUAUUUUUUUAUGCGGAAAAUUGUAUAUAUUGACAAUGAACAGCAUCGGUUUUUUAAUGUUCUUAUAAUAAAAUUUAUUUACACUACAAA
Messenger RNA from Trichogramma pretiosum, 1397 nucleotides. RefSeq names its product mitochondrial amidoxime-reducing component 1. Lineage: Eukaryota; Metazoa; Arthropoda; Insecta; Hymenoptera; Trichogrammatidae. Gene Ontology annotation, molecular function: molybdenum ion binding; pyridoxal phosphate binding; catalytic activity. The transcript is spliced from 5 exons. The record is from RefSeq and is a predicted model, not a curated record. The coding region runs from base 148 to 1269 and encodes 373 amino acids.